GAUAUGCACUCAGCACCUCUUUUCCUUUUUUCAUGCAUUGCACUCCGGAGCUUGUGCCACAAGCAAACACUCAGCUGCUCUCUCCUUGCCUGCAGGACCUGCACUCACGGCGAGGCCUGGAUGGAAUGCUGGCGCGGCGGCGCAAGCUGCUCAAGUAUCUGAGGAGGAAGAACUGGGACUCGUACUGCCAUGUUAUUGCAGAGCUGGGGCUUCGAGACAGAGUGGACCUGCAAUCUUAG
Messenger RNA from Closterium sp. Naga37s-1, 239 nucleotides. Lineage: Eukaryota; Viridiplantae; Streptophyta; Zygnematophyceae; Desmidiales; Closteriaceae. The record is from the annotation of a GenBank genome assembly.